Messenger RNA from Miscanthus lutarioriparius, 1152 nucleotides. The record is from the annotation of a GenBank genome assembly. Lineage: Eukaryota; Viridiplantae; Streptophyta; Magnoliopsida; Poales; Poaceae.
AUGGAGCUCCGCACCUGCGCGGCCCGCAGUUCUGCGUCCCCCUCGUCUGGCCGCGGCGCGGUGCCAUCCCCACGCCUCCUCUCCCGUCACAUUUGGAGCCGAUCGGCACACUGCACUGCCUCCACCCCAUCAAACCCUGUUGCUAGAAGGAGCCGGUUCUCCACUCUGUCUCUGAUGACGACUGCGUACAACACAGGGCCCCCGGACCUAGUUGAUUUCAAUUGGGAUGCUCUUGGGUUUCAACUGGUCCCAACAGACUUCAUGUAUUUAAUGAGCUGUUCUUCAGAUGGGGUGUUCACGAAUGGUAAAUUGGUGCCAUAUGGGCCAAUUGAGCUGAAUCCAGCAGCCGCAGUUCUGAAUUAUGGUCAGGGAUUGCUUGAAGGUCUACGAGCACAUAGAAAAGAGGAUGGAUCAAUCCUUCUUUUCCGUCCACAUGAAAAUGCACUGCGGAUGAAAAUUGGUGCAGAACGGUUAUGCAUGCCUGCACCAAGUGUAGAGCAAUUCCUAGAAGCUGUGAAGCUAACUGUUAUGGCAAACAAGCAUUGGGUGCCUCCUUUUGGUAAAGGUUCUUUGUAUAUCAGACCACAGCUAAUUGGAAGUGGGGCUAUCCUUGGUGUGGCACCUGCCCCACAGUACACAUUUGUUGUGUUUGUUUGCCCAGUUGGGCAUUAUUUCAAGGAUGGUCUAUCUCCAAUCAGCUUGUUAACUGAGGAAGAAUACCACCGUGCUGCACCUGGUGGAACUGGUGAUAUAAAGACUAUUGGGAACUAUGCUUCGGUUGUCAGUGCUCAGAGAAGAGCCAAGGAGAAAGGCCAUUCUGAUGUUCUAUACUUAGAUCCAGUCCAUAAUAAGUUUGUUGAGGAAGUUUCUUCUUGUAAUAUCUUUAUGGUGAAGGACAAUGUUAUUUCUACCCCACUGUUAACGGGAACAAUUCUUCCUGGAAUCACAAGGAGAAGUGUGAUUGAAAUUUCUCAAAAUCUUGGAUUUCAGGUUGAGGAGCGUCUUAUCACAAUAGAUGAACUGCUUGGGGCUGAUGAAGUCUUUUGUACAGGAACAGCUGUUGUACUGUCACCUGUUGGUAGCAUCACUUACCGUGGAAGAAGGAAAGUACUUCAGCCAAACUACUUGUUUUUCAGUAGUUGUGCUAUUUGA